UGGAGUUAGACUCAGUCAGAGCCGAGCCCGCUAUUUCUCUAUUUCCUCUCUUCUCCAACACAAUUACAUUCGACACCAUCUCUCACUCUCUUUUCUCCCUCUUUUCUAUCUGCUCUCUCUCCCGCUUUUCUAUCUGCGACCUAGCCGCCCCAUAGCCAGUCUCCACCGCCCUCACCUCCGGUGAAACCCAUAAGACGCUCUCGUCUUCUUCUCUUCUUAGCUUCCCACCACUCGUUUCUGUUCAUGUAAUCAUCGUCAAUAAUCUGAGCCUUAUUAACUUUCUGGUUUUCAGCUUUCAACCAAGUGGAAUGAUCAGUUGCGAAUCACGGAUUCAGACGAUCUCUGUAAUUCAAGCCGGUGAUAAUACCAUUUUGAUUUCUGCUUUCGAUUCACUACACGAUCGCUGUAAUUUAAGCCGGCUUCGGGAUUUUACAACUUGGUUCUUGCAAGACUUGUAUACAAACCGUUAGUACAAACAAACAUUUCUCUUAAUGGGUCAUCCACAUAAGGAAAGCAAUAAGAGAAGAGGCAAGAAACAAAGCCAACCAAUUUCAAAUUUGAAGCAACCUGGAUGCCAAAACCCUACACUUGGUCAGACUACUGAGGAAUCUAAGCUUUUUAGCAGUUUGAUGAAAACAGAAGAGAGUGUGUUGUUUAACUCUACCAUAGUAGAAGAGGAUGCUGAUGCUGCAGUAUUGACAGAUACAACGACCCUUUUGAGUGACGAUGAUAAUUGGACAGAUACUUCUUUUGAUUUCUCAGAUAAUGAUGCUUCGUGCUCAAACUCUGAUGUUUCGUAUAUAUCUGGUAGUAUGGAGAAACAGAGGAUAGUGUCAGAUAUAUCAAUGAAUUCUUCCUAUGAGGUAGCACUCGCUGAGGUUCUGAAGACAUUGGAAGCAAUGCCUGAUUUAAGUGAACCCUCAUCCGAACUUUCCAAGAAUAGACAAUAUCACUACUCAAACACAACGAUUGAACCUGUCAGAGCUUAUUUUGAAAAAUGUGGCAUACAUGAGCCCGGUAGAAAGUCAUACCUACCUUUGUCAUCUAAUAAUGAUCUUCAGACAUGGCCUGCUUUAACUCCUAUUAAGCCCUCAUUUGAGUUUUCGAAGAGUAGACAGCAACACAACUCAAACAUAGGAGUUGUUACAGAUGUUCUUAAAGAAAGUUACGUUUUACUUGGUGGGGCUUCUUACAUUGCGUCAUCAUCUAAUAGUGAUCUCGAGGAGGGUAAUAUGUCAUUCAAGAGGAGUUGGCGUGAAGUUCUUAUUGGCCUCGGAACUUCCUCUGAAGAGACUCAGACUCGGGAAAUUAAAGGAAAGAGUCCAUUACAUAAUCCAGAUAGUUGGGUGAAGAUAGUAAAAAAAGGGUCACACACUCGCGACUCUAAAGGAAAGAGUGCAUUACAUGAUCCAGAUAGUUGGGUGAAGGUAGUAAAAAAAGGGUCCCACAUGCAAAAACUUGACUAUCCUUCAAAAGACACCGCAAAAAAGCAGCAUAUUCCUAUGGACGAUUAUAAGAAGUACAGGCAUAACGCAAAUCAACAUUGGGAAAUCCAAAAGUCCCUCGUUGAGCAGGCUAGAAACGCAUAUGCAAGUGGAAAACGGAAUGAGUGGGUAAAUCUCUCCGAACAGGUCAUAGGAGACAUCUUAGGUUGUAAGCCUGAGCACCACCUUUCUUGGGGACAUUGUGAUUUACCUUUCCAUGUUUGUCAAGGGUUCAAGUCCCAACAGCCACAAUGUGUGAAAGUUCGGAUUCUAAUAUGGAUUAAGCUCCUUGCAAGGAUGUGGAAGGAAAAAGCUGAGCAAGCUGAUGAAAAGGCUAGCCAGGAUAUUUUUGAUUCAAGGAACAAAAAUAAUAUUGUAGAUCUAAUGACAAUCGAUUUACAUGGACAACAUGUGAAAGAGGGAAUGAUGAGACUAAAAUACCACCUUGCAUUUGGUGUAUAUGGUCGAUCUCUGCGGCGGCUCCGCGUCAUCACCGGAUAUGGGAGUGGAGGAACUGGGCAGUCGAUGCUGAAACAAGCGGUUGUUGAUCUCUUAAAAACAGAGAAAUUUGAGUGGGAGAAAGAAAACGAAGGUAGUCUUCUAAUCAAAUUUGACAUGAAGAAGAGAGAGUUGGGGUUUGUGAAAUUGUAGUUACUCUUAUUAAUCUUUUUUUGUUUCAUUUUUUUCUUUGGAUAAUUUGUUGUACGAGAAUGAAACAAAUAUGUGGCCAAUGAGUUCGAUUACCCAAAAGCCUUUUGAACAUGGGUUAAUUUACACCGUCAAAAAUGAUAAUUAAACAA
Molecule: messenger RNA, 2284 nt
Organism: Lactuca sativa (garden lettuce)
Lineage: Eukaryota; Viridiplantae; Streptophyta; Magnoliopsida; Asterales; Asteraceae
Source: RefSeq, a predicted model, not a curated record